Molecule: messenger RNA, 1899 nt
Organism: Penicillium oxalicum
Lineage: Eukaryota; Fungi; Ascomycota; Eurotiomycetes; Eurotiales; Aspergillaceae
Product: FAD binding domain protein
Exons: 2
Coding region: 1-1899 (632 amino acids)
Biological process (GO): homocysteine metabolic process
Cellular component (GO): cytosol
Molecular function (GO): [methionine synthase] reductase (NADPH) activity; flavin adenine dinucleotide binding; FMN binding
Source: RefSeq, a predicted model, not a curated record
AUGCCUUCAACGACCACCAGCUUUGAUGUUAGCUCUCGUCGAAAGAGUUCCUUACACGAGAUCCCUGCAUCGUCAACAUCACACCCAGACAACCCAAUUCCUGAAGAGCCUCGUGGUGUCCGUACGCUCUCGGUGUCUGAAUUAUGUUUCAACGGUUCACCGGCCUCUCGAGAUAGUGACUCGCUCGACUCUGACGCUUCGAACUCUCCCAUCACCCCGCCUAGUGAGGCUCACGAUGGAGUUGAGUAUAGGCUCAAGUCAGACAGUCGCCCUCGGCGAGCCUCGACUGUCUUGAUCUCCCAGAGUACAGACGAUAUGCGACGUGUCUUAGAGAGUGUGGGCACCGGCGGCACGCAAAAGAUCCAGUCUUUGUGCUGUGGAGGAGGCUGCUGUCGCGGACGUUCACUGCAGACGUUGGACGGCCCCAUCUCAGGUUUCAAUUCGAUCGCAGCACCUACCAAUGCCGCUUUCACUAGCUUGCAACUCAACCUGGAUAUGCUCACAAUGGACAGCCAACUGAGCGAGAUCGCUCCUCUCCCCGAGAAGACGGUUUCAUUCAAGCCUGCUCCCUCGUAUGCCACUUCCAUCCGGCUGGGUCCUUCGGACCAUCCACCUCAAUUUGUGCAGCCGCAUCCUCCAUACGAAGUAUACCGGGCUCCGCUUCACCAUGCUCGUGAGUUGACCAAGGAUGGUGCUGAGAAGCGGACGUAUCAUUUUGACAUCGAUGUCACUGAUUAUCCCGCUGAGAGUGGGAUGGUUGAUUUUGUUGUCGGUGGAGCAAUUGGGGUCUGUCCCAAAAAUAAGGAUGAAGAGGUUGAGGAUAUCUUCAAUUUAUUGGGAGUCCCCCGAUCGAUGCGUGACCGAAAAGUGUGCAUGAUGACGGCGAGUGGUCGAUGGCCGACCAUAUGGGGCGAUGAAAAGCCUCGUGAGCUCAUCACUUCUCGACGAGAAGUUCUUAGUUGGUGUUCCGAUAUCCAGAGCUACGCGCCUACGAAGGCUUUAUUCCGCCUGCUAGCCGAGUAUACGACCGAGCCUAACGAGAAGAAGAUACUGGAAUAUCUGUCGUCUGCAGAGGGCCAAGGCGCAUUUUGUGAUCUUCGCACCAGUUCCCAUGUCAGCCUUUCACAGCUUCUUCACGCAUUUCCCUCUGCGCGGCCUCCUUUGGAUCACCUUCUCUCGGUCUUGAAUACGCUCAUGCCUCGAUUCUACUCUCUGUCUCAAGAUCCCAUGAUUUCGUGCCAGUUCAAGGGUAAUGAAUGCCGCCGUUUGGUUGAGGUUGCAGUCACCGUUGCUGAGUCUCCGGACUGGCGAGGUGGGUCGCGUACCGGCGUGAGCUCCGGCUAUCUAGAGCGGCUUGCGCGGCAGGCAAUCGAGGCUCAGGCAAGGGGCGAGAAGCACGAUCUUCACAUCCCGAUGUUCCGUGGUCUAAUGGCCAAUCCCCUGGCCAAGCGAUUCGCUUCUGACGGCCCUAUGCUGCUCAUCGGCGCUGGAGUCGGUGUCGCUCCCUUCCGAGGUUUCGUUCAGCGUCGGUUGCAAUCGGCCAAUUGCGCCAACAAAGUAUGGGUUCUUCAGGGCGUACGCGACUCUCUUCUGGACGAACUCUACAGUGGCGAGUGGGGUGUUGACGAAGACAAGGUUCGAACCGUAGUUCAGAGUCGUCGUGGCGAAAGUCGCUAUGUCCAGGAGGAGGUACGCCACCAGGCCGAUCUUGUUUGGUAUGUGAUCAACGCGCUUGACGGACGUGUGUUUGUGUGCGGUAGCGGGAAGGGUAUGGGUGAAGGUGUAGAGGCUGCGCUUGUUGAUGUCGCAAUGGCGAAGGGCAAUUUGAAUGCGAGGGAGGCAGAGCUGUUUUGGCAGCGUAAGAAGGAGGCUGGGCAAUAUAUCGCGGAAACUUGGUGA